AUGAUCGACCGGUGUAGCGGACUGGUUGACGGCCUCUCCAGACUUCAUCAGUAUGAGACCGGGGCCAAGGAUCAGACAGAGCCCCCAAAGAAUGAGUGUCUAGCGCCAAAUGUCGUUCUGGUCGAUGGUAAAGACUCUGGAAGGCCUGGGCUACUGUACGGGCGGCAUGAUUUCGGCCUGUCCGAAGUAAACAGUCGCUCUAGCAAGUUGAAGAGGCGGAGUCGUGUUCCGAAUUCCCCCGACCUACCGCCCCCAUUAGUGCGACUUGAGGAAGAAAUUCAUCAAACAAUCAUACGACAUAUGGACCCUUGCGUGUUUCUAUCUCGAAUUCGUCGCUUGGAUGCUAGGUGGGUUCAGGGGAGGAUCAUUACAACUGUUGAUAUGAGAUUCGAGAUCCAGAAUCCUCUGUACAUCUACAAGCGUUUGUCCAUCCCAUUGUAUUUAAAUUAUUUAUGA
This is a messenger RNA of Colletotrichum gloeosporioides, 456 nucleotides long. RefSeq lists its product as uncharacterized. Lineage: Eukaryota; Fungi; Ascomycota; Sordariomycetes; Glomerellales; Glomerellaceae. The coding region runs from base 1 to 456 and encodes 151 amino acids. The record is from RefSeq and is a predicted model, not a curated record. The transcript is spliced from 3 exons.